GGGCCUUAUGGGUGAGCACCAGUGUCUCAAUUGCAAUGUUGGAAGGUUGCCCCAAUGUUGGGGUGUGCCGAUUGAGGACGUUGGAUGAGGCACUUGUCAAGAUAUGCAUGAAAAUUGUCAAUAUGAAAGAAGGCUGCAUGCUUUCCGUGGACGAGCAGCUAAGUGUGAUUUUCCUCGUCACCCAAUGAAUCAGAUUCAUUUCUUCUCAUAAGCAGCUUUCAAACACAAUGUAGCUGUUUGGCAAGACUCUGUUCCGGACGCUGGAGUGUUGUCCUGCUACAGUUGCACAUGUAAGCCUGGUCGAAACCUUAACGUGGACGUCAGCUUCUACUCAGUGUGCUAUCUGUGCUUCAUGCUCUGUCAUGCUCCUGCCUCCGCCUUGCACCUUGAGCACCAAUCCAAGUUCCAUCUCGGUGUUGGUAAAAGUGACCGUGAACGCAGGCUAGAGGGAAUUCAUCCAGGCUCAGUCCGCGUGAGGUCAAUGGCCUUCAGUUGGUGAACUAGACUCUUUUCUAAGGAGUGAGUAGAUGCAAAGGAAGGAAAAGGACGGGCUUUGGGUUUCUUUUUUAUUAAGGCCAGGGGUCCUGAUUAAAGGCCCCGUCCUUUUCACUUCCCUUUUUGCGGAAUGUACACGUUGAACCGUUAGUUAUGUUGGUGAAGUCGAUGACCUAAGACUAACAGUGUUUUUGAUCCCAACAUGACAAGUUGCCGAUAAGUGGCCGAUAAGUUGACAAUAGCUGAGGCAUUCUGCUUUAGUAGACAUUUUUAGACCUCCUAACCCCAAUUCUUCCCGAAUGCGUCGCGGACGGUCCACUAGGAGUCUGCGGAAACGUGACUCUUGAUGGCAUACGGUAUAAGUGUGCCCAAAUCGGCAACUGUUCGCAAGGUCUGCGCUUUGUGUCGCAGUGCCAUUUCUUUUGGGUUUUCAGGGUGGUGCUUUGGAGGGGUUGAAUGUCGCACUUUCUGUAGAUCCAAGUUUGUUUUGAAGCUGCAUUCUCGUGACAGAUGUCAGGUACAGUUGCGAUGUUGGACAGAUGUCAGGUCUGUAGAACUCACUUUCCAUACUUUUGUGCAUGUCGGAGGCGCUUGGAUUGCAAGGUGCGAGGCCUUGGCGGUGCUGUUUGACAUGUGGGCUGCGUUUCAGAUGGACGCGACACUUGCGGAACGCGUGUCACACAAGAGUAGGCUACAAGAGCAUUCUUCAAGAGUCGCAGGCAAGAGUGACUUGCAAGAGUGUCGUCGAAAGUGUGUCCCACAAGCAAGUCCGACAAAAGUGUCGCACAAGAGUCUGCUUAGGAGUGUCUUACAAGCGUGUCUUUCAAGAGUGUCCGAACAGUGCUGCGCAAAAUCGUCCUGGACAUACAUCAGCAAGCGUGUCCUACAAGAGUCUACAAGAGUGUUAACCAGAGUGUCACCCGAGGUUGUCGUAGAAGAGUGUCCUGCAAGAGUGCUUUACAAACGUUUCCAACAAGAAUGUCGCCUCAGAGUUUCUGGCAAGACAAGUGUCCAACAAGAGUCCUGCAAAAGUAUGAAGCAAGAGCCCUGUACGAGUGUCGCGCAUGAUUUCUUGCCUUCCCGGACUUCUCGAACUUACGGAUCAAAAACCAAAUCUUUGUUUAUUCUUGACAUAUUGAAAGGUGUUCUGCAUUCCGUUCAUGGCGUCUAUAUAUCACGUUUAUCCAUGGAUUUGCCAUGAUCUGCCUCUAGCUUGUGGGAAAGCUCAGUGGUGCCAUCGAUGACUCCAUUACCAGUGCGCUUCCGUGUGCACCCGCAGUCCUGCUCCAGUUGUGUACCAGCAUCGAUCCAUUUGCCAAUGGCAGCCAGUAACAUGUCGAAUGCAUUGGAUGAUGAUAGCUAAAACCUUCUUUUUUUUUGCUGGCCCAGACCGCAUCAUUUGCAUUUAUGUGCCACAUACACCUUGGAACCUCGGGUGUCCUUCCAAAGGCACCACUGUUGUUCAUGCUUUGCUUGCACCAAGGUGGCUGUAACACUCCGCUAUUUGGCGAGUCAGUAGCUGUCCAUCCUUCGCUUCCAUUUCCAGCUGCAAACCCAAACUUGCUCUGCACGUGCUCGUUAAGCAAAACUUGUCCUUGCCGUUUUUGGACGUUGAUCUUUGGAAUGUCUAGAGAGCGCAGUAGAUGAGAAAGUGAAAGAAAGGCUUGGGAAGAGUAGAAGGAAUAAGGGACAUUUGGCGCUCUUCAGAGCACAAGGUUUGUCCCUUUUUUUGAGCAAUCGGGGGCCAUUAUGGUUGGUCGUUCCAUAUGUGCAGGUAAAUUUGGAGACGUACAGCUCUUUCAAUUGCCAGGCCGAUCAUGUGUUAUUCGCAGAUCCAGAUUGUCACACAUUCCAGGGCAUCUUCCUCGAACAACAAGGAGCUUCAACAACAAGACAUGGACCGUCUCCAACAAACAAUGAGGACCAGGAGUUGUCAAUCAAACAGGUGCAGGAUGAUUGAGAGAGCUCCAGACACGUGCAUUAUUUGGAAGAGCGCAAUUUGCCUUUGCACUUCAAAAGAAGGCCGAUCAUUCAUUUUGGGUGCCCUCAGAUGGCCCUGGUCCGAGUGCUUCAUGCAAUUCCAGCGCAUUGCCUCGUCCACAUUCAGAUGAUUGCUCGGUUGACGAGUCCACCAUUCACUGCUGCGUCACCUAAUCAGCUGAUACUUGCAUCUCCGUCUUGUUUUCAUGGCUUUUGGCUGUGGCUUUGUCACCUGCCCCACAGGCUCACUGAGGCAGAAGAGGUACUCUCCAGGGAGUAGAACUGCUCUCGGGUGAUGCUUCCACUUGCAACCCUUGUGCCUGACACGAAAGGGUCUGGUCUUGACAACGGUUCUUAACGGAUCUCUUAGUUGUCGCUAGAGUGAAACCUUUCAUUGAACUUCUGAUAGAAGCCUCUCUGCGCUGUUCCGUACUGUUCUGAGGUACUGCCGAUUGGCCUGGGAGGAGCUGAGAGAGGCAUUAGACAGUACCAAUGACACGCUCUUGUCCAGCACCGGCGUGAGAUCAACAGGUCAAACUCAAACAGAUGGCGGAGACUCCGACGAGGAGCGAACCCCUUCGGCGCCACUUCGCAGUGAGAAGCGGCGGCUCCGCUUUGAGAGCGACCUCAGG
Molecule: messenger RNA, 3107 nt
Organism: Durusdinium trenchii
Lineage: Eukaryota; Dinophyceae; Suessiales; Symbiodiniaceae
Source: the annotation of a GenBank genome assembly